Messenger RNA from Hippocampus zosterae (dwarf seahorse), 2196 nucleotides. It is a transcript of the gene fbxo32, whose product is annotated as F-box protein 32. Gene Ontology annotation, cellular component: SCF ubiquitin ligase complex; cytoplasm; nucleus. NCBI's taxonomy places the organism in Eukaryota, Metazoa, Chordata, Actinopteri, Syngnathiformes, Syngnathidae. Gene Ontology annotation, biological process: protein ubiquitination. The transcript is spliced from 9 exons. The record is from RefSeq and is a predicted model, not a curated record. Gene Ontology annotation, molecular function: protein binding. Bases 155 to 1219 code for a protein of 354 amino acids.
UAUAAGAAGCUGCGCAAUGACGACACAGCAGGAACAAUAACAUGCCGAAGAACGAGUGGCUCACAAAGAGGGAGUUAUAUUAACGCGUCCGUGUUUUGUUUGCCCAUUUGUUUAUUUAUUUUAGCAUAUAUAUUCCACCCCAAAAAAGUAAAGAAUGCCUUUCCUCGGACAGGACUGGAGGUCGCCCGGACAAUGUUGGGUUAAAACCGAGGAUGGAUGGAAAAAGACAGUGGACGACAAAAACAUGAUCUCCGUGGAGAGCUUCUGUGAAACUGCGCAGGAGUGUUACAACAAGGAAAACUUGUUGCUUUCUCUUGGCUAUGAAAUGGCUGCCAAGAAGAGGAAAAAAGACAUCAUGAACAACAACACCAAGGCCCCAUAUUUCCACAGGGAAAAAUGGAUUUAUGUUCAUAAAGGAAGCACCAAGGAGCGCCACGGAUAUUGCACCCUGGGUGAAGCCUUCAACCGCUUGGAUUUCUGUAGCGCCAUCAAGGACACAAGGAGGUUCAAUUAUGUCGUCAGACUGCUGGAGCUUAUCGCCAAGUCACAGCUCCCCUCACUCAGCGGCGUGGCUCAGAAGAACUACAUGAAUAUUUUGGAGAGAGUGGUGCAGAAAGUGCUCGACGACCAGCAGAACGUGCGUCCCAUCAAGGAGCUGCUCCAAAUGCUCCAUCUCUCCCUGUGCAGUCUGGUUCAGGACAUGGGCAAGUCGGUCCUUGUGGGGAACAUCAACAUGUGGGUGCACCGCAUGGACAACAUCCUGCAGUGGCAGCAGCAGCUAAACAACAUUGAGAUCAACAGGCCAACAUCAACGGGCAUGACGCUAAUGGAGCUGCCUGCCAGCCUGCAGCUGAAUAUCAUGCAGCGACUGUCGGAUGGCAGGGACUUGGUCUGCCUGGGCCAAGUCUGUCCAGAAUUGGGGGGCCUUGCUGAGGACCGCCUACUCUGGAAAAGACUCUGCCAGUACCACUUCACAGACAGACAGAUCCGAAAGCGCCUGAUGGUGUCAGACAAAGGUCACCUGGAAUGGAAGAAGAUGUACUUCAAGCUCAGCCGCUGUUAUCCGCGGCGAGAGCAGUACAGCGACACUCUGCACUUCUGCUCACACUGUCACAUCCUUUUCUGGAAGGACACAAAUCAUCCCUGCACUGCCAACAACCCAGAAAGCUGCACCAUGGCCCUGUCCCCGCAAGACUUCAUCAACCUUUUUAAAUUCUGAUGCCAGCCACACUCGGUGAAAUACAUUGAAAGAAAGUGUACAUACUGUAUGUAAACAUGUGUUUUAUUUCAUCUAGUCUGGCAUGUAUAUAUUCAGAUGAUGUGACUCGAUGGCAAUCAGGCAGUGGGACAAAUAUGCAAUUUGAGAUUUAGGUUUGUCACUUUGAAAUGAGUGAGAGUUACGGAAUGUUGAACAAUAAUCCUUCUGCAGGAAGUGGGAGCAGUAGAAGUGAGGAAAUGCAAACGUAUGAAUUUGUUGGUUGUCGUUUAUUUCAACAGGCUGUGAUCAUGAAGCGGCUAGUACCCUGCGUUGUGGUCGCAGCAAUCCUGGCUCAAAUCCUGGUCAUGGCAUGUGCCAAGACCAUACUUGACUUCUUGCCGUGCGAUUGGCUGGCAACCGGUUCAGGGUUUCCCUCGCCUCCUGCCCAAACACAGCUGGGAUAGGCACCCCCGCGAUCCUUGUGAGGAUCAACAUAGGAAUUUGGAAGAGUAGUCGGGUAUGACUCAAUCUGUAAAAUUAUUUGUUUUUACUAACUGUGACCACGUUGGGGGUACAAUGUUUAAAACUCAGAGGGUAUUCUUGGGUUUGGCACUGCUGGUAUAAGAGGCUUCAGUACUGAAAAGAAGUCAAAUGUAAGCAACCGGGUGUAAGCACCCAUAUCGUUAUUAUUUUUUUACUUUUUCACUUUUAUAAGGAUUUGAUACCUUUUUUUAAAUGUGUUUAUUUUCUGCCGUGGCUGCUAUUGCAAUUAUUUAUGGCUGAUAUAUGUACAAUUUGGUGUGCCUUACUUAAUUAAAACUUGAAAUCAGUGCAGUGGUCAUUUUUCCAGAUCUGGAUUCGGUUUUAUGAACACAAUCAGGUAUAUUUUUGGAUAGCAAACUGUGUGUGGAACAUCGUGUUUUUCUAAGGCUCCUGCAUGCUAAAGUACCAUGCUGUGUAUUUAUUACAAUUCUGGUUCGUAGCUCAGCUUGUUUCAA